Molecule: messenger RNA, 2445 nt
Organism: Silurus meridionalis
Lineage: Eukaryota; Metazoa; Chordata; Actinopteri; Siluriformes; Siluridae
Product: claudin-3-like
Exons: 2
Coding region: 177-1304 (375 amino acids)
Biological process (GO): cell adhesion; bicellular tight junction assembly
Cellular component (GO): plasma membrane; bicellular tight junction
Molecular function (GO): structural molecule activity
Source: RefSeq, a predicted model, not a curated record
AGGUCCAUGCAGCCAUAUCACUCUGCUUCAUUCUGAACACAGCAUUCUGAACCAGGACAUGCUACUAACACACUUGAGUUUUGCUCAGAUUCUAUGAUUAUUGAAUAAAUUUUCUGAAGAAAGAGAAAUUAAGCAAGAGAUCUAAGAGCUUCGUUUACCAAGGAAACAAGGACACUAUGGCUGCAUUGGGGCUUGAGAUCCUGGGCAUAUCACUCUCUGUUCUCGGCUGGAUCCUCAGCAUUGUCUGCUGCACUCUUCCUAUGUGGAGGGUCACUGCAUUCAUUGGAACCAACAUCAUCACAGCUCAGGUUUACUGGGAGGGCAUUUGGAUGAGCUGUGUGUUUCAGAGUACCGGACAGAUGCAGUGUAAAGUCUAUGACUCCAUUUUGGCUCUUCCUCAAGACCUUCAGGCAGCCCGAGCUCUGACCGUAGUGGCUAUUGUGCUGGGUGUCCUGGCACUUUUGGUGUCCAUUGUCGGAGCUAAGUGCACCAACUGCAUCGAGGGCGAAGCUGCCAAAGCCCGUGUGAUGAUUGUUUCUGGUGUCACCUUCAUAACUGCAGCCAUCACGCAACUUAUCCCUAUCUCCUGGUCGGCCAAUACCAUCAUACGGGAAUUUUACAGCCCAAUUGUGCCUGAGGCCCGGAAGAUGGAGAUUGGUCUCACCAUGUCAAUGGGAAUGGAACUUGGGGGCAUUGCCCUGGGUUUAAUAGGCUGGAUCAUAUCUAUUAUAACCUGCGCUCUGCCGAUGUGGAAGGUCACUGCUUUUAUUGGAGCUAACAUCGUCACAGCACAAGUCAUCUGGGAGGGCAUAUGGAUGACCUGUGUAGUUCAGAGCACCGGACAGAUGCAGUGUAAGAUAUACGACUCAAUGCUUGCUCUUCCUCAGGACCUUCAGGCAGCCCGAGCUAUGUGCAUCGUCUCCAUCAUCCUAGGCAUGCUGGCUGCAUUGAUCUCCAUUAUGGGUGCAAAGUGCACAAACUGCAUUGAGGAUGAGGCAUCUAAAGCAAAAGUCAUGAUUGUCUCUGGCAUCUGCUUCAUCAUCUCUGGCAUUCUGACACUCAUCCCGGUAUCCUGGACUUCCAGCACUGUUGUUCAGGAUUUCUACAAUCCGCUGGUCCCGCCAACUCAGCGCAGGGAGCUGGGAGCAUCUCUGUACAUAGGCUUCGGGGCUGCCGCUCUUCUUAUCAUCGGAGGAGCAUUGCUGUGCUGCACCUGUCCACCACGUGAGAACAGCUACAAGCCCCCCAAAAAAGCAUACACUGCUCCUCGCUCUGCCAGUGGCUACGGGAAGGACUAUGUAUAAAAAUCUUUCAAAGACAGGUAAAGAUUAAAUCAAAGAAGACAAAGGAUCUUCUGAAAAGACUCCGACAUGAAGGGCUGUGUAAUGCUGUUCAUAUUUGCUUUGUUGCUCUGUUUGCAGUGUAUGUGUUCAAAAUUGCUUUCAAGAAUGUACCCUUUAAAUGUGGAUUUGCAAUGUGAAAUGGUUAAAUAUGCUGUAAUUGCUGGUGAAGAUGGUUACAUUUUUAUACACAGUUUUUCAUUUUUUUCUUCCGAUAACCUUGCCCUAUAACUAUACUCAGGAAAUAAAGAAGCACUGCUUUUUUUUUUUUUUUUUUUUUUUUACAUGUAUUUGCUUAUGGAAAUUCGACCAGGGGCCGAAACUGACUUGAAUGAAUGAUGACUAAGCUUUCCAUUGUUUUUAUUCUCUUCUACAAGGUUUAAAAAUGUAUAUGGACUUCUGUUUUCAUUCAUUUUCAUUUGCAGCCCUGCUUUUUUUUUUUUACUUUUUUGUUAAGAUUCCACUUAAAUUGUUAAAUCAUUUUAUAUGGAGUGCUAUAGGCACUACUGUUUUUCAGUAUCUUAUCUAAAUACUUACUUUUUUUUAGCAGAUACGUACUCACUAAGACUUUUGUGAUAUAUUAAAAAAAAACUGAAAAGGUGUGUGGUUUAAAUGACUGAUUAUAUUUACUUUGUUGUUUUGUAACAACAAAGAACACUGACUGCUUAAUGGUGGACUGAAAACAAAUAUACUAGCACUCAGAUCUUUAAAAAGCAGAUAUUGUUUGCCAGGGGUGGCGGUCAAUAAAAUACACCAAAGCCUUUAGAGAGCAAGGGGGGGUUUGGGGUAUAUAUAUAGUAUCUGUAGUAAGGGGGUUCCAAAUAUAUUAUAAGUCUUCUCAAAAAAGCUUUGUUGCAUGACAUAAUAUUUAUUGGUCAUCUUUCAUGUUUUUCUAAUUGAUAUUUCCAUUUAAUGAUUUUAAAUAUCAAUAAGACAAGUUAAUUCCUCUUUUUGUGUACAGUUAUUGCCUCACCAAUUGUCACUUGAAGAAGAUAAACAUGCAGUUUAUGAUGUGAAAAUAGGACAUGAAAGUGCAAGACUCUGGAAAAAACACUAGCCAUCAAUACCAUAAAUGCUGAUUAAGUAAACUUCAUUCUGUGAAACA